CCUGACCUUCCCCCCAUGAAGCAUCCGACACUUCAGCGGGACCGACGCUCGGCCGGCACCUCCUCCUGCCCUGGGCGGGCGGAUGAGGGAAGGCCCGCCCCGCGGGCGGUGCCUGUGGGACGGUGGCGGCGAUGGCGGCGGUGGCCCCGGGCCGGGCCGGGCGGGCGACGGAGGCGCUGUAGCGGGCGGGCGGGCGGCGGGGCGCGGCUCGGCAUGGCCCGCGCCCUGCUGCUACCGGGGCCGCCGCUCCUGCUGCUCCUGCUGGUGGCGGGCUGUGCCCUGCGGCCGGCGCGGGGCCAGGAGGCGCCGCAGACCCCCGACUGGAGGAUGACGCUGAAGACCAUCCGCAACGGGGUGCACAAGAUCGACGUGUACCUCAACGCGGCCCUCGACCUGCUGGGCGGCGAGGACGGGCUCUGCCAGUACAAGUGCAGCGACGGAUCAAGGCCCGUUCCUCGCUAUGGAUAUAAACCAUCACCACCAAAUGGCUGUGGAUCCCCUCUAUUUGGAGUUCAGUUUGACAUUGGUAUCCCUUCGAUGACAAAGUGCUGCAAUCAACACGACAGAUGCUAUGACACUUGUGGCAAUAAAAAAAAUGAUUGUGAUGAGCAGUUUCAGUCCUGCCUCUCAAAAAUUUGCAGAAACGUGCAGAAAACACUUGGAAUCUCAGAGAGUGUCCAGGCUUGUGAAUCAACUGUUCAGCUGUUGUUUGAUGCAGUUAUACAUUUAGGAUGUAAACCAUACCUGGACAGCCAGAGAGCUGCAUGUAUGUGUCAUUAUGAGGAUAAGACAGAUCUCUGAAAGAAGAUACUGAGUUCUCGUGGUGUACAAUGAAGAUUCAGCUGAACUGAAGCAAGUCUCUGGUUACAAAGCUUUAUGAUUUUCAGAUAGUAAUAUAUUAAACACUGACAUGAAUAUACUGAUUUGAAAAUCACUACAAUAGUCUUAUUAAUGGAAAAAAGAAACAAGUCUUCUUUCUCUUCUAUUUUAUGCCAGAAUCUUGGAAACUGAAAUUAGUUUCUUUUGGCGUAUGCGUGCUCAGGGCAUGUUAUUGUACAACACUACAGCACUAGUGUACAACUACAGCACUAGUAUGCAACACUAGUGCCAUUUUAAAGUUUUUAAGAAAACUCCAUAAUGGGGACAUCAGAGGCACUGAAGAGUUAUAUUGAAUUCUCAGAUGAUUUUUAAUAUAGGUCACAUUUUAGGUUUACUAGAUGCAUCUGAUGGAUCCAACAGGAAGGAGUGUUUUGUGUGCAUCAGUAUGACAUCUUAAAUAGCCUGUACUUCCAUGUUUCUGGUACAAUUGCAUUCAGUUCUCUCUGAUAUAUGCUGUCCUGGGUUUGUUCUUAAAAAAGCAACCAAAAUACCCCAAGCCUGUAUACAUCUGAACUACAUAUUUCUACCUGAAUCUGUAUCAACCUUACUUCUGCAGCACUUUUCAGACCAAAUAUGUUGAUCCUUUUAAGGCUUGACUAGUAAAAUGAACAGCUUGCAAUCUAAGGAUAUACUUUUGAUUUGACAAAAUGGUGAAAUGUAGUUUCUUAUGUUAUUUUUAAAAAUUCAUCAAAUGUCUAUUUUUAAAUAAAACAUUUUGUGUAUUAUAUGCACGGAAAGGAUAUAGUGUUCCAACAUGUUCAUUUAUAUUUAUCUUGUGGCACAACUUGGCUACUGUAUUCAUCUUUGCUUUCAUUUAGUACGUUCUGAUGAAAACUAAAAGCAAGUUCCACGGUUAAGAUCAGUAAGCCCAGCAAACCUUUUUAUUUAAGAUGUCCUCUGUGAGGCUGAUGGAUAUUUGAGCCUGUAUUUUUGUCCUCGGUUCCCAUGACCUCUGUGAGGCUGAGCAACAUCUGAGCCUGUACUUCUGUCAUCUGUUCUCUCUCUGACUUCUCUAGCUAAAAUCACUUGAUAUCUGAAUUAUUUGGGAUUUGUUCUCUGUACUCAGCUUUCAUUGCUGAUCUACAGGUGUUAGUCCUUAACUUCUGCAUUAGGUUCUCUGUUGUAAUGAUUUGCUCUCAUGCCGCCCUGAUUCUGCUUUAGAUAUCCACAGGAGAGGAGUGAAAAUUAAAAUACUGCAUCUGUGAACAGGGAAUAGAAACCAUGCUAAAUGCAUAAAAUUUACUGGACUCAUGGACUGUAAUGUCAUUUCUCCUCUGGAAGGACUUUUAUAUGUUUUUUCUUGGCCAGUUGUAUUUUUGGUUGGUUUAUCACUGGAGCUUACUGUACAUGACAUUGAAUGUGCCUCAUUAAAAAAAGUUCCUGCUAAAAUUCUUUA
Molecule: messenger RNA, 2275 nt
Organism: Pipra filicauda (Wire-tailed manakin)
Lineage: Eukaryota; Metazoa; Chordata; Aves; Passeriformes; Pipridae
Gene: PLA2G12A
Product: phospholipase A2 group XIIA
Exons: 4
Coding region: 16-801 (261 amino acids)
Biological process (GO): lipid catabolic process; arachidonate secretion; phospholipid metabolic process
Cellular component (GO): extracellular region
Molecular function (GO): calcium ion binding; A2-type glycerophospholipase activity
Source: RefSeq, a predicted model, not a curated record